GUGGUUUAAAGAACCGUGUGACAUCUUAGUAAAUAUAUAUAUAUAUAUAUACACACACACACAUAUAUAAUAUUCAAAUAGUGGGGUGGUCAUACAUUUAUGCAUUUUCCACUUUUGCUAGCAUCUUUGACUAUCUUGCUGCUUCAGACAAUUAAGAAUUUUUUUCAAUGCUUAUAUUCAUAAUGGACAUCUCAGAUAAUUCUUCAGUGAAGACUAUGGUUGUGUAUCUCCCAAAAAAGGAGGACAAUUGUUAUAGUCAGCAGACUUCAAAAAUGCAUGUAUCAAACACACUGUUCUGAGGUUUUUGUUUUGUUUUUUCGGAACUAUAGAUCCUACAAAGGAAAUCUCAGUUUUAACCUAUGCCAUUUGCUAUUCUCUGUUUCUUCUCAGCAUUUGCUAGUGUACAUGUUAUCUAUAGCAUGGAGAAAUAUAACUUGUAUUGCUGAAUGUAUAAUUUUGCAAAGAAACUGACCCAUGAAGAGUAAUUUUUUAAAUUUCUAUUUCAGACAGGAACAUCCUAUACCUUUAGUUCCUUCCCAGCAUGUGUUACUGUUACCCCCAGCAACUCAUCAUUUAACUCAAUUGUUGCUAAUCCCACAAUUUCUUUAAAUAGCAGUGGUGAAGAAGUGAACAAUUCACCAGAAUAUUCCAGGUUUGUUCAUUUUGAUGGAUGUAGUAAUUUGUCUUGAAAAGUAAGACAGAAGUAAGAGAAGUUUUUAAAGCACUAAUAAAUGUCUGUAUGUAGGACUUGUUUGGCUAUAUAAUUACAAUGGUGAGAGAUAACUAAUUACAUACAUUCUGCAGAUAUGUAUUUCAUACACUUUAAUUAAAAUAUGUUUAAUUAUUUUUGAAAGCUUUAUUGACCUCAUGAGAAAAUUAUCUUUCUGGCACUUUAUUUAGAUAUGGUUAAGUUACUGUUAUUUUGUUUUUAGAAUCAAUCAAUCUCCUACUAACAUUAUUUUGCACUUUAGGAUACCAAAGAGCAAAGAGAUUACUGGACUACAAGCACAUGGUAUACAAAAAAUGAGACUGGCUUCCACAGGGCAGUUCCAACAAAUAAUUGGAUCACUCGAAAGUGUUCCUCUUUUUCUACCACUUAAUGGCCGUGAGAAUCAUAAUGAGAAGGAAAGGAAAAGACGAGGACGAAUCAAAAAUGCUUGUCAAGGACUCCGCAGUUUAGUUCCUGGUCUCAGUGAAAAGACAGAUAAAGCAACUGUGUUCGAGUUUACAGUGCAGUACCUUGUGCAUUUGAAGAAACACAUUGGGAUACAGUAUGAUAAGGAUUUUAUCGAGAAGUAUUUGCAGUACUAAAUAUCACAUUUACUGCACAGCUUCUGUCAUGUUCUUAGAACAGUAUCACCAGAUGACCAUAAAAGAAAGCAAUGUGAUUCUCAAAGAAAAAUGAAUUUUCUCUAUAAUUGUAUUCAAAUGUUUCAAGACGUGUAAAUAUAAUUUCCUCCAGGAUAUCACUGAUUUAAAACUAUUUCUUCAUCAUUCACAAAACA
This is a messenger RNA of Limulus polyphemus (Atlantic horseshoe crab), 1505 nucleotides long. RefSeq names its product transcription factor-like 5 protein. NCBI's taxonomy places the organism in Eukaryota, Metazoa, Arthropoda, Merostomata, Xiphosura, Limulidae. The record is from RefSeq and is a predicted model, not a curated record. Gene Ontology annotation, cellular component: nucleus. The coding region runs from base 1024 to 1311 and encodes 95 amino acids. Gene Ontology annotation, biological process: regulation of DNA-templated transcription; spermatogenesis. The transcript has 3 exons. Gene Ontology annotation, molecular function: RNA polymerase II cis-regulatory region sequence-specific DNA binding; DNA-binding transcription factor activity, RNA polymerase II-specific; protein dimerization activity.